Molecule: messenger RNA, 2894 nt
Organism: Colossoma macropomum (tambaqui)
Lineage: Eukaryota; Metazoa; Chordata; Actinopteri; Characiformes; Serrasalmidae
Product: oxysterol-binding protein-related protein 6-like
Exons: 22
Coding region: 139-2856 (905 amino acids)
Cellular component (GO): perinuclear endoplasmic reticulum; intracellular membrane-bounded organelle; plasma membrane
Molecular function (GO): cholesterol binding
Source: RefSeq, a predicted model, not a curated record
ACUCAAACUCGAACUCUCUAUGGAGCUCAGACACGAGUAGAGCAGCUCUCCGAAACAGUGUGGUCUUCGGUGUGAUGAGACAGAAGUAACCCGUUCCUGAGGAGCUGUGUGACCGUAGACGUUUGUUGACCGGCAGCGAUGGAGCGGCCGGCGCACCUGAGCAGCAGCCAGUCUGUCAUGAGCGGCCUGGACAAAUCUCCUGCUUCAGCCUUCAAACCAGGGCACUCGCGCAAUAACAGCUCUGGCUCAUCGUCCAGACACUCCAGACAGAACUCCAGAGACUGGGAGAUUGUGACGGAUCGGCCGCCUCAUGUCGGUGCUCCUGGUGCGUGCGUGGAGAAGAACAGCAUUCCGGGCAUUUGUGAGGGCUAUCUGAUGAAGAAGAGGAAGUACCCGCUUCAGGGCUGGCACAAGAGAUACUUCAUGUUGGACAAAGGAGUCCUGAGAUACGCCAAGACCCAGCAGGACCUUGCGAGGGGGAAGGAGCACGGCUUCAUGGACGUUAGCCUCGCCGUCAUGUCCGUCAACAAGAAAUCCAACCGUAUUGACCUGGACGCCGGACAUAACUUGUAUCACCUCAAGAUCAAGAAUCAUGACAUGUUCUACAUUUGGCUGACCAAGCUGACGGCCCAUCGCAUGUAUAAGAAGAAUGAGGCGAUGUACAUCCACCAGGGCAUCCUGCAGGCGCUCUCGGCAGGAAACAGCAACUCGCUGCCCGCCAUGGCCAGCCUCGCCCAGAGAAACAGGGCCAUGAUGGACAUGCUCCCACAUUACCAGAGCAAUGCAUCCUUCUACCAGCCCAACAUCCUGGACACCCCCUCUGCCUCCUCUGCCCAGGUCAACAGCAAAGUCUCCGCCUGGCUCCAGCAGAGUCAGGAGGCAGACUCCUGUCAGAAAGAGCUGGCCCGCUGUGAGCUGGACCUGGCCGAGCUUUCUCGUCUGAUCCAGAGUCUUCACUGGCUGGAAGGAGAUCUCCCCAUCACUGACUGUGACCUGGAGCGCAGGAUCAGCAUGCAUAAUCUGGCUCUGGAGAAGCCGAAGAAGAAGGUGGGGAAGGUUUGGGGGCACAACCGCACUCUGUCCCACGGCAUGUUGUCUGCGUCGUCAUCAGGUUUAGGCGCGUCUCUGCAGUCCAUCCCGCACUACGUUUACUCUCAGCUGUCCACUCCGGGGGUCACUUCACCUGAGGGAAAGAAACUGCAACAGGAGAUCUGCACCGUCUCCCAGAGAGUCCAUGCGUCUCUGAAGUGUGUUCAUGAGGUGUUGUCUCUGGAGCGGGAGCGGCUCCGGCAGGCCUGGACCGCACCGGACCUCCGCCAGUCCACAACUGACCAGCUGGCCACACUGUGCACGACACUGUCUGAGCUGGAGGUGCAGUCCCGUCUGACCAAAGUCCACUCGCUGUCCCUGUCCUCCGAUUCCACUGAGGAGUCCUUCUGCACCGUCCGGCAGGACCAGCCCCAGAGCCCCACUCAGACCCGCAGCAGGCUCUCUCUGGCCGAGUCCAUGGCUGAAUAUUUCGACGCCAACGAGGUGAUCGUGUCUGAGAACUUGUCUGAAAACGAGACCUCUGACGAGUCCGGACUGAGCGACGUCACCACCAGCAACUCCGAACCCGAGGAGGGAAACGCUGCGGUCAAUCGGCAGUACAGGGCGAGUGUGUCCAGUGCUCUUGAAGUUACCGCCGCCGCACCGAAGGAAACGGGCCGCCGGACGGUCCUGCCCGGUCGCUGCGCUGAUAACAGCCACAUCGGCAUCCUCAGCAUCCUCUACAACAACAUCGGGAAGGACCUGUCCCGCGUGUCCAUGCCCGUCGCCCUCAACGAGCCCCUCAACUUCCUGCAGCGGGUCAGCGAGGAGCUGGAGUACACAGAGCUGCUGGACAUUGCCAACCACACCGACGACCCCUACCAGAGGAUGGUUUAUGUUGCCGUGUUCUCCAUCUCCGGUUAUGCCUGGGCUUCCUGGAGGAACCGCUAUAAGCCCUUUAACCCGGUUCUGGGAGAAACGUACGAGAGCAUCCGAGAGGACCGCGGAUUCCGCUACAUGGCUGAGCAGGUGAGCCACCACCCUCCAGUUUCUGCCUGCCAUGCAGAAUCUGAGAACUUCACAUUUUGGCAAGAUCAGAGAUGGAAGAAUAAGUUCUGGGGGAAGUCGGUGGAAAUCGUCUCCACAGGGAUGGUGAACGUCACUCUGCCCAGGUACGGAGAUCAUUAUGAGUGGAAUAAGGCGGUGACCUGCAUCCACAGCGUGUUCAGUCAGCAGCGGUGGCUGGAACAUUACGGAGACGUCGUGAUCCGAAACCUGAAGAACGACGUCUGCAGCUGCAAAAUGACCUUCGUCAAGUCCCGUUAUGGCAGUGGGGAGAACAGUAAGAAUGAAGUGCAGGGGGUGGUCCUGGACCAGGCUGGCACUGUGGUGCACCGGUUUGGAGGUUCAUGGCACGAAGGCAUCUUCUGCGACACUCUGCCCAAUCCACAGUGCAUCUGGAAGCCCAAUGUUCAGCCUGAAGAUCAUUAUGAGUAUUAUGGAUUCUCUCGCUACGCCAGAGAGCUGAACGAGCUGACGCCUGAACUGAGGCCUCUGCUGCCCCCUACUGACACACGAUUCCGCCCAGACCAGAGGCUUCUUGAAGAGGGUAAAGUGGCUGAGGCCGAUAAGCGGAAGGAUGAGGUGGAGGAGAAGCAGAGGGAGCGGAGGAAGGAACUGACCAAAAGAGGAGAGGAACACAUCCCUCGCUUCUUCAGGAAAACUCAGGAUGACGCUGGAAGAGAGGUGUGGGUGAGCAAUGGCACAUACUGGAAGAUCAGGGAAAAUCCUGGAUUUGCAAACACCACAAAUCUGGACUUGUGGUGAAAACUGAUCAAUCAGGGACUCGACAAUAUUGAAAUAUU